This is a messenger RNA of Anguilla anguilla (European eel), 1904 nucleotides long. RefSeq names its product vang-like protein 2. The transcript is spliced from 7 exons. Gene Ontology annotation, biological process: multicellular organism development; establishment of planar polarity; Wnt signaling pathway, planar cell polarity pathway. The coding region runs from base 1 to 1578 and encodes 525 amino acids. Gene Ontology annotation, cellular component: plasma membrane. Lineage: Eukaryota; Metazoa; Chordata; Actinopteri; Anguilliformes; Anguillidae. The record is from RefSeq and is a predicted model, not a curated record.
AUGAGUACUAAGUUCGCCCUGUGUUUUGGCACAGUGAGCAUUAACCCUGUGUUUCGGCGCAGGGAGAGGAGGGAGCGCCAUCGCUCUAAGAGCAGAGAUGGCAGCAGCAGCAGAGGGGACAAAUCCGUCACCAUCCAGGCCCCCGGAGAGCCCCUCCUGGACAACGAGAGUACCCGUGGGGACGACAGGGAUGAUAACUGGGGCGAGACCACCACGGUGGUGACGGGCACGUCCGAGCACAGUGUCUCCAACGAGGACCUGACGCGCGUCUCCAAGGAGCUGGAGGAGUCGUCGCCGCUGGAGUGCCGUCGGUGGGCGGGGCCCGCGGUCAGCGGGUGCCUGGGCCUGUUCGCCAUGGCGACGCCGCUGGCCUUCCUCCUGCUGCCGCAGCUGCUGUGGCGGGACCGGCUGGAGCCCUGCGGGACGCCCUGCGAGGGGCUCUACGUGUCCCUGGCCUUCAAGCUGCUGGUGCUGCUCAUCUCGUCCUGGGCGCUGUUCCUGCGGCCGCCCCGCGCCACCCUGCCGCGCCUCUUCGUCUUCCGCGCGCUGCUCAUGGUGCUGGUCUUCCUCUUCGUGGCGUCCUACUGGCUGUUCUACGGCGUGCGCGUGCUGGAGCCGCGGGAGCGGGACUACCGCGGCAUCGUGGAGUACGCCGCCUCGCUGGUGGACGCGCUGCUCUUCAUCCAGUACCUGGCGCUGGUGCUGCUGGAGGUGCGCCACCUGCAGCCCGCCUUCUGCCUCAAGGUGGUGCGCUCCACCGACGGCGCCAGCCGCUUCUACAACCUGGGGCACCUCAGCAUACAGAGAGCUGCAGUGUGGGUUCUAGAGCAGUACUACAGUGAUUUCCCUGUCUACAACCCGGCCCUGCUUAACCUGCCCAAGUCCAUCCUCUCCAAAAAGAUGUCUGGCUUCAAGGUCUAUUCCCUUGGAGAAGAGAACAGCACCAAUAACUCCACAGCCCAGUCUCGGGCAAUGAUAGCGGCUGCCGCUCGUCGCCGUGACAACUCCCAUAACGAGCUGUACUACGAGGAGGCCGAGAUGGAGUGCCGAAUUCGUAAACGCAAGGCCAGGCUGGUGGUGGCAGUAGAGGAGGCCUUCACGCACAUUAAGCGGCUGCAGGAGGACGAGCCGGCGGCGUCGUCGCCCAAGAGCGCGCGGGAGAUCAUGGACCCGCGGGAGGCGGCUCAGGCCAUAUUCGCGCCCAUGGCCCGUGCCAUGCAGAAGUACCUCCGCACCACCCGGCAGCAGCCCUACCACAGCAUGGAGAGCAUCCUCACACACCUGCAGUUCUGCAUCACGCACAACAUGACGCCCAAGGCGUUUCUGGAGCGUUACCUGAGCCCAGGCCCGACGCUGCAGUACCAGAAGGAGAACAGCAGGGGGCGAGAGUGGACGCUGGUGAGCGAGGAGCCGGUGACCUCCGCCCUCCGGCAGGGCCUGGUCUUCUCCCUGCGCCGCCUGGACUUCGCCCUGGUCGUCACGGUGAUGCCCAUCCCCUUCCUGCGUCUCGGGGAGGAGUUCAUUGACCCCAAGAGCCACAAGUUUGUGAUGCGGCUGCAGUCGGAGACUUCCGUGUGAUGCAACCUCACCGGCGGCUGUUUCCUGACACGCGGUAGCUCCCCACCCUUCUCUCCAGAAACCAUACAGAACUCAGUGCUAGCUGCACAAAAGUGUAACACCAGCUCAUUGACCAGCCUAGUAGGAACAUCAGCAUAUUAACCAGUAGUCGGGACCCGUCAGCAAUGGGUAACUAUUGACCAAUCACUGGCCUGCUUUCCUUAUGGUUGUUGGAGGACCAGGCAGGUCUCGUUCUGGGGACCCAGUGAAGGGACCCCACACGUCCCCCAUCCCCAAGCCAUGCCCAACCUUUAAUCCUUACCCCCCCCCCUUACUGCCUUACCCCC